CGGUGACGUACUUCCGGUUAACUGUCAAAGUUGGAGGCUUUGAGAAGGAAAAAAAAACCAACAACGGACGAGUUCAGUUCACUAACACUGCUGACCAAGGAAGCCAUCAGAAAUGUCUUUUCUAUUUGAUUGGAUCUACAGGGGCUUCAGCAGUGUCUUGCAACUAUUAGGGUUGUACAAGAAGACUGGGAAGAUGGUUUUUCUUGGACUAGACAAUGCUGGAAAAACAACGCUCCUGCAGAUGCUCAGGGAUGACAGGCUGGGACAGCACAUGCCGACGCUAUACCCAACAUCCGAGGAGCUGACAAUAGCUGGAAUGACUUUUACGACAUUUGACCUUGGAGGUCAUACGCAAGCACGAAGGAUCUGGAAGAACUACUUCCCAGCCAUAAACGGUAUCGUGUACAUGGUGGAUUGUGCUGACCAUAUGCGACUAGCAGAAGCAAAAGUUGAACUGGAUGCCAUGUUAACAGAUGAAACAAUUGCAAACAUCCCCGUUCUAAUCCUGGGCAAUAAGAUAGACCGUCCAGAGGCCAUCAGUGAGGAUGCACUCAGGGCAGUACUUGGUCUUCAGGGGCAUACAACUGGAAAGGGCAAAGUGCCGAUGAAGGAGCUGAAUUUGAGGCCAAUGGAGGUGUUCAUGUGCAGUGUGCUGAAGCGACAGGGAUAUGGAGACGGUUUUCGCUGGCUUGCCCAGUAUAUCGAUUGAUUGACAUUUUUAUAAUAGCCUUAACCAGAUUUGUUCCACACAAAACUACCUGCAGUAGAGAGAUUUUAUUAAAUAUGCUAGUACAAAAUAUGUUUUGUAUUUAAAAGCCCAGCAUUAUUCAUCUGUUUGAAGAAUCCUGUAUUUUAUCUCAGUCGUACCGCAGCAAGUCAAAGAUAAGUUAUGAAUCAUUGGCCUGUAUUAUUCAGACUGAGUGUGGAGAAAAGCUCCAUGCUGUGGUUCUUCUACCUUUACCUAAAGCCUGUAGGGAAUUGUUUCUGCCGUGUAGGACAUGCCAUGGCUGUGAACUUGUUUCAGACCCGGGUGUAUUUUUGGCUGCUGGUGUUGGCUUACAGUGAAGGUCAGUGUAGUUAACACUGUGUGCUUAGAGCAGCUCUUCUUUGAUUGAGGAUGAAACAUUUUUGUUGGCACGUAUGCACAUUAUUUAUUCUGUUUUAUUUUUUUUCUUUCAAUUGAUCGUUUUCAAAAACAACUUUUUUUUUUUCCUAGAAAGUGCUGCAAAAAUGUGUUGCUGUAAUUGUUAAACUCAACUUGCAAGCCUACCUCGGAGGAUGCUGACAGUUCUUGUGAUAGUAUGUUUAUUUUAAGUUUUACAUUUAGGUUUACAAACACGGCCACUAACAUUAAUGUUACUACAAGUGCACUGACUGACUUUUUGCCUAUACUAGAUAUUUACGCCAGCCAAACACACGAUAGGUGACUGCACUGAAAAGACUUGAGUACUUUGUGAUUGGUUGCUGCUAACAGUACGCAGUGAUUUAUGAGAGUACUUGGGUGGUGAUUAGCAAAAAAAGCUUAUACAGUAUUUUUGGAUAAAAUUAUCUUAAAACAUUAUAAAAUAUUUUAUAAGAGUGUAUUUAUAUUUUGCAAUAAAAAACUGGCCUGUCUGUUACUUCGCAUUGUUAAUGCUUGAUAUAUCUCAUACAAAAAAGAUGUCAUGUUCUUGUUGGGUGUGUUGUGCAAUAUUUUAGCAAAAUAAAUAUAUUUGGUAACUCUUUAA
This is a messenger RNA of Haplochromis burtoni (Burton's mouthbrooder), 1727 nucleotides long. It is a transcript of the gene sar1ab, whose product is annotated as secretion associated, Ras related GTPase 1Ab. The record is from RefSeq and is a predicted model, not a curated record. Gene Ontology annotation, molecular function: GTPase activity; GTP binding. Gene Ontology annotation, cellular component: COPII vesicle coat; endoplasmic reticulum exit site. Gene Ontology annotation, biological process: vesicle organization; intracellular protein transport; endoplasmic reticulum to Golgi vesicle-mediated transport. NCBI's taxonomy places the organism in Eukaryota, Metazoa, Chordata, Actinopteri, Cichliformes, Cichlidae. The coding region runs from base 113 to 709 and encodes 198 amino acids. The transcript has 7 exons.